AUGGGUUUUAUGUUGGACCAAACAGGUGGGCAUACCGGCCUUAACUUUAACAAAAAAGAUUUGUUCAAUCAUAUUGAGCGUAGUAAGCGUUUUAAGAUCAAAGAUGGAGAUGUAGUGGUUGCUUUAAGUUAUCUUCAAGGCAAGGCAGAUAAUGAUCCACUAUUUUUUUCAAGUACAUAUAAGAAGAAUAAGUAUAACAAGCCAUUGGUGAUUUUUUCUGGUAAAAACCACCAUGCUCAAACUGUUAUAUUUGGUUGUGCUAUUGUUUCUGAUGAAAGUAUCGAGGCAUAUAGGUGGGUGUUGGAAUCCUUUCUGAAUGCAAUGUCAAAUAAGCAACCAAAAGCUGUAGUAACUGAUGGAGAUGGUGCAAUGAGAGAGGCAAUUAAGCAGGAAAAUUUUACAUCCUCUGAUGAUGAUACUAACAAAGAAGAUGGUAGUAGCGCUCUAGUGAAGAAUAAACGAAUGGAUGAUGAUUUAAGUAUACACUACUAG
Messenger RNA from Cajanus cajan (pigeon pea), 492 nucleotides. The record is from RefSeq and is a predicted model, not a curated record. Lineage: Eukaryota; Viridiplantae; Streptophyta; Magnoliopsida; Fabales; Fabaceae.